AUGGAACAAGAUAACAAUGUCACUGUAUUGUUCAUUGGUGAUACAGGUUCUGGAAAGAGUGCAACAGGAAACUUAUAUCUAAAGAGUAAUGCUUUCGAUACAAGCGAAAAGCCAGAUGCAUGCACACUUUUCCCAGCAUUUCAUCAUAACAAAAUAGAUGGUAUUACGAGAUGUGUGAUUGAUACAGAAGGAUUUGAUGAUAAGGAUCAGAUCCCAGAAGACCAAAUUCAAAGAUUGACACAGAUGCUCAGAUGUUGUGAUCUUGGAAUUAAUGCAAUUGUAAUCGUUGUACCUGCACAUAUUAUCAGAAUAACAAAAGGAGUUAAAAAUGAUAUUAAAUUUGUUUAUGAUGCAUUUGGAAAGAAUUUACUAGCACAUCUUUGUAUAAUGUUCACAUUCUGUUCAAAGAAAUUCCCAGAUAGGAAAAUAAAAAAGACAGAAUAUAAGAGGGAUAUUAUUGAUUACUUGAAAGAGAUAUCGAAAGAAGAAUCAAUUCCUGACAUUCCAUUGUACUAUAUUAAUGCUCGUAAACCUGAAAAGGACUUUGUGAUUGAAAAUAUGAAUAAAUUCCAUAACUGGGCUCUCGGACUUCCAAAGUUCAAGUCUUCGGUGAUAAAAGAUGCAUCAUUUGGAUAUACAAUGCAGAAAGAAACUGAGACAAAAGUCAGUCUUGGAACUUUCACAGAAGGAAAACAAACUUUCGAAAAAUUCUGUGAUAGAGCAAGACUCAAGUUUAUUUCGAAUACUUCAGGUGAGAUGCCAUCAUAUUCGAAUUGGACAACUAUCAAAGAGUACAAAGAAGUCAUUUCAGAGAUCAGUGAAGAAAAGAAACUGAAUGAAUUCUUAGCAUACACAUACGAAGAUGGAAUCAAAUAUGAAGUCUUAGUUGAUAGAGUCAGAGAGAUUAUUACAAAUUAUCGAACAGGUGAAAUUACGCGUGGUGAAUGGGGAGAGAUUAAUCGUCGUAAAAGGCGAGUAAGCUCUAAUAAAAAAGUUGAAGUUGUUUACACAAGACAGUGGAUAGAGAGAUCAGGAAAAGGACAUAAAACAAUCAAAGCUGAUUUCCAACGAAAAGUUUUCACAUCAGCAGAUGGAGAGAUCAGUGUAGGUGAAGAAAUCGAAAUUCCUGGAACAAGGACUGAAAACUUCUUUAAACCAGAGCCUGUAAUCAUAUAUGAAGAUGAUGGUUGCCGAAUUAUCUAG
Trichomonas vaginalis G3 is the source of this 1203-nucleotide messenger RNA. Its product is annotated as GTPase, IMAP family member-related family. The record is from RefSeq and is a predicted model, not a curated record. The coding region runs from base 1 to 1203 and encodes 400 amino acids. NCBI's taxonomy places the organism in Eukaryota, Parabasalia, Trichomonadida, Trichomonadidae. Gene Ontology annotation, molecular function: GTP binding. The transcript has a single exon.